GUGGAUCUGAGUGACUGCAGGAGGCAAAAUGGCAUCAAGAGAAGAAGAUGAAGAUUAUGAAGACAAUCACGAAGAUGAUGGUGAUGUAAAUGAUGAGGAGGAGGAGCAUGAGGAUGAGGAAGAAGAUGAGGAGGAGGAGGAAGAUGAAGAUGAGGAAGAUGAUGAGGAGGUAGAAGAAGAGGAGGAAGAUGAGGAAGAAGAUGAGGAUGAGGAGGAAGAUGAAGAUGAGGAAGAGGAAGAUGAUGAUGAUGAUGAUGAUGAUGAUGAUGUUGAGGAUGAAGAUGAGGAAGAAGAUGAUGAUGAUGAUGAUGAUGAUGAGGAAGAAGAUGAUGAAGAAGAUGAAGAUGGUGACAAGAUCUCCGAUAUCAUCGCAAAGGGCUUGAGCGAACUCUCUGUCUCCAAAAUGCCAGAUGAGCUGGUGUGUAAGAAAAUGCGAAAGGAGAUCCGGAAAAUGAAGGAGUCGGGGGUCGAAAAAGCUGUUAUUAUGGCUGGUACAAAGGCUAUGGUGCGUAAAAUCGAGAAGAAAAGACAAAGAAAAAACGCAGGUCCAGCUGGUACAAAGACAACGACGCCUAACACCCAGAAGAAACAAACGAAGAUAAAAGCCGCUGCAGCUGGUACAAAUGCCACAACACCUAAAACCCAGAGGAAAAAGACGAAGAAAAAAGCUGCUGUCGCUGAUACAAAUACUACGAUGCCUAAAGUCCAGAAGAAAAAAACGAAGAAAAAAGCCGCUGCAGCUGGUACAAAUGCUACGACACCUAAAACCCCGAAGAAAAAAACGAAGAAAAAAGCCGCUGCAGCAAUUCAUUAAAUAUUUAGCUCAACAGUUUUCUUUUUAUUAUUAAUGUUUUGUUAUCAUUAUUAUUAGUAAUUGAACCUGAAAAUACAUUGGUCAAUUCUUCAGCACUUUCAGUACUUGUGAUUUACCAAGCCUGAUCACACGAGGAAACGUAACUAUUUUACCUUUCAUACGAAUUCAUACGAAUUAGCCACUAAAUCAAGUUAGGAAAUGUCAUGAGAUUGUGUUGGAUGUACCAAUGUAACAUCACUCUGCAUAAGCAAAGUUGUAGAUCAUUUUAACACCAUAUAUAAAAACAGUUAAAGUUAAAGUCAAAAUGAUUGGCCUUCCUGUGAAUUGUUUUUCUUUUCUCAAAUGUUAUAAACCAAUGUUAGACAUUGACUUGCCUAAUUACCCUAACUUGCCUAAUUAACCUAGUUAAGCCUUUAAAUGUCACUUUAAGCUGAAUACUAGUGUCUUAAAAAAUACUGUGUAAAUAAUACAAUGCUGAAGUCAGAUAUUCUGCUUUGAUAAUGUGCGUUACGUGCUGGAACGCAAUCUUUGUUUUGGUUCUUUUAACCGCCCCAAUGCCAUUUGGGCCAAUAAUAUUUCAGCACCCCUGGGUGCCUUCAUGGAAAACAGCGUGUUAGAUUCCUUCAGCUAGGAAGGCUCUCAAAGCAUGCAUGCGCAACCGAAAAUGCGACCUCUGGUGGACAGUAGCAGACUCUGAAACGAGUUCCACAUGGGGUGGUUAUUAAUUUGCAAAUAAUAUAAAUAUUGCUUAAACACUAGGUGAACAGAUAUACAGUGCAACCCUGUGUGUUAACAACACGCAACAUGUGACGAGAUUUGCAGUGAUCAGCAAUUUGGAUGUUUGCACCAGACAAAACACAACAGAAAUAUAAAUACAGCUAUUCAGGAGAAGAGAAUAGUGCACUUACUGCACUCCAACAAAAGUAUGGUUUGUAAUCUAAUGAAUACAACAUUAAACCUUUCUAACAUUAUUGUAUGUACCUGCUGAAUAAUUGAUAUGUGUUGGCACUGAGUCUCAGUUCUAAAUUUCGGUUUCAAACAGUUUUUUUUAUUUGAUUUAUCUGCUGCUGCUUUCAGUAGUAUGGCAAUAAAUGUCACAUAAAAUGGCAUUCAAACUCUCACAUUAUUAGCACUCACGUCAAUCUGGCAACCUGCACUUGUGUGGACUCAUCAGAGGAGGAGCAGAGUGAAAAUGUGUAUUGAUCUAGGAAUGCAAUACUUAGUUCAACCACUGGGUGUCAAACUUACAUACUGCACGUUUAAACGGGGGAAAAAAGAGGGAGGCUAAUAAUUCAGGAGGGCUAAUAAUUCUGACUUUAACUGUGCAUAUAUGCAAUUGCAUAAAGCUGAACACAAACAAGGAAAUUUUACGCAAGUGCUGAGUGUCGAUGUUUUUGGGUCAGCAUUUGUUGAAUGAAAAUUUUGUUAGCGGUUAAAACUGUGAGUUAAGUUUCCAAGUUUAUUACAUGUUUUGGUAGUUUUGAUUUGCAAAUUAGUAAAGAUAUCUGUCUUUUUGAAUCUUUAAAAAAUGAAUCCAGCAACAGCUAAAUAAUAAUAAUGAAAUAAAUACAUGAAUAACUAAAAAAUACUGUAAAAGGGCAAAUGUUUUAAGCACACUGAUCAAAUAGCAUAAUAAAUUGAUUUGUUGUAGUGCAAUAAAUGGUUAUGGGUUUAUAAGUGUUGUCUUUAAUCAGAUAACAGCUUGUAAUAAUUUCUACAAAGUGGUGAAUUAAAUAAAUUUGGUUUCUUACAUUCAAUAUUUAUUAGGUUUAGGUUCCUCCUUGUUGUGUUUAAUUGGUAUUUUGGUUUGUAUUUGCUCUGAUCCUUACAUCUUCUGCAUUGUUUGUGUCUUUCUAAAUAAAAACUUUUCUGAAAAUCA
Danio aesculapii is the source of this 2693-nucleotide messenger RNA. Its product is annotated as glutamic acid-rich protein. The transcript has 4 exons. The record is from RefSeq and is a predicted model, not a curated record. NCBI's taxonomy places the organism in Eukaryota, Metazoa, Chordata, Actinopteri, Cypriniformes, Danionidae. The coding region runs from base 29 to 814 and encodes 261 amino acids.